AUGGCGCAGACAAUUCUUCAGCGUGAAUCUGCAGAAUGCUCAAAUAAACAAGUAAACUUCCUUAGAGAAAAACUCGCAAGUGUUCAAAUUCUGGAAAAUUACUGCACAGGAUACAUUGAUGGAACGGUGGAGCAAAUGGAAGAACUUCUUGAACAGUUUCAGGGCAAUAAACGUUUUUCACUUACAGCACCGCCAGUGUUUGAAAGCAAGAAGGGAAAUAUUCCAAUUGAGUUUUUUGGAAAUCCGUUUUUGAUUGUGAGCAACGAAACAAGACAUUGUUUACAUGGGAGCGCGAAAGACAGCAGAGGCACUCGCAGACACGACGUAAAAAGUGACCAUGAUUAUGAAGAAAAGGGACGGAUUCGAUUACAGAACAGUAGAAAACUGGAUUGUCCAGCACAAGUGCAAAUAAGACAAGUCAGAGUAUUUCUCGACUACUACAUCGAUCGAGAACAAUUUACAUCAGAAAACAGCUUGGUUAUGGCAAAACGGAGAGUAUUUAGAGAGAUUAAGGAAAAAAUGGAUAGCGAUUCUUCCUCACAACUUCGCGCCAGCAGUCGAUUUUACCUAAAAAUACCUCUUCGUAGUGCUCAUUCAAGUCACGCCAUUGGUGCCACGGCAACAGUUGGGCAGCGAAUGGAUUACCGACUGGUCACGAAAGUUUAUAGUUUGGUAAAACGCAAUGUAAUUAAAAUCUCAGAAGUCAAAAGGUGUCUUGAUCAAUACGUUGAAGAGACUUUAUUUCCACAAGACGGACAAAAGGCUACACCGCGCAAGACAAAUAAACGGUACUAUCCAAAUAAAAAGGAUAUUCGAAACCACGUAGCAAAAGCAAUAGAGUCCCUAAACUGCAAAGACGAUCAAGAGUCCCUGCGCAGGAAGGUAGAAACCUGGAAACAGAAUUCUCCAAUCAGCAAGUUUUUCUACCGCACAAGAGAUAACGCUUCCAGAAACGAUAUUCCUCCAAAGGAGGAUAAAAAGUUUUUGUUUGUGCAUCAAGAGCAUUGGCAACAACGAAUGUUGAUUCGUUAUGGCGGACAAUUGUGUCUCAUGGACGCCACAUACAAAACAACAAAGUACGCAAUACCGCUUUUCUUUGUGUGCGUUCAUUCAAACGUUGGCUACAAAGUUGUGGCUGAAUUUAUGUGCCAGACGGAGACCGAAGAAGCCAUAGAAGAGGCUCUGGCUAUUAUAAAAGGAUGGAAUCCAGUAUGGAACCCAAAAUAUUUUAUGGUGGAUUACUCAUUAGCAGAAAUAGGCGCGAUAGAAAAAAGUUUUCCCGAUGUACAGGUUUAUGUUUGCGACUUUCACAGGCUGCAAGCGCUAAAACGGUGGGCUUCAGCAAGCAAGAAUGGAUUGUCAUAUGAACAGCAACAACACUUCCUUCUGCAAAUGAAAAAGAUUGCUAAUGUCAGUACCAAACAGGAGUACGACAAGGCAGUAAAAGAUUUUCGAGAGUCCAAAGUGUAUAAAGAAUGCAGCAAGAUGAGAGAAUAUGUUGACCGUACGUGGUUUUCUUGCGCUGUCAGAUGGGCACACGCUUUUCGAAAACAGCUCACCAACAUUGUUAAUACUAACAAUGGCGUUGAGGCUCAAAACAGAGUCUUUAAAUACGAAUACUUACCCCAAAGUAUUGACAAAUCUGUGUAUGGUAUUGCGGUGAUGUUGGUUGAAUCUUUCAUUCCCGAUGUUCUUCAGCACUAUUUGGAUGCAAACCUGCGACUGAGCAGCGCCUACUGCAAGUACAACCCAUCAAUCCCAGAAUACUUGCACAACAGACCUCCGCACUUUUUGAAAUGUUGCCUUAAAAAUCGAUACGCUUCAGCCAUUUUCAAACAGGACGACAUAACUCCGGUUAAUUUAAAGAAGGGCACGUUCAAUGUCAAGAGCGAGAGCAAUGUUGGAAAGAAACAUUUCAUAGACUUCCGAGAACCAAGUUGUACCUGCAACAUAUGGCACACUACCCAUUUCCCUUGCAAACAUUUUUUCGCAGUUUUUUCUUUCUAUGACGAGUGGGAUUUCGAAAGUCUUCCAGAAGACUACCGAAAUAGCGUUUUCAUCACUCUGGACAAUGAACCUCUUGGAUUGCCACAAGAUACUACGCCAGAAGAACUAGAGGAAGCCAAUACGUCAUCAUGGAGCACCAUCAAGAGACGUUGUUUUGCACGAAUCGUUGUCUUCUGAUAACAAAAAAUAUAUCCACGACAUACCCACGAAGAAACUGUUAAGUUUGAAACUACUUCAAACAAAAGUUCCAAAAGGCUCAGAAAGAUCUUGCAAGAACAACUGGGUCCACAACCGAGACCACUCUACAAGAAGCAGUGCAAAAAGCUGAAAGCUUGAAACAGUUUCUUGAACAAAACUUUCCCACAGAAAAUGGUUUGCCUCUUCGAUUGAGUCCUGUGAAAAAAAAUUAAAGGUGACCGAGACAAAAUACCAUCAAAUCUUUCAUAAGGCCCUACCUCCCAGACGACGUAAGACAAAAAAAGUCUACACCAUUUACAAUAGAUCUUACUAAUGUGGGUAUUACAAGUUAUUGAAUUGCUUUCUUGUCAUUUCUUAAAAAAGCUUCUCUCAAAUGAUUACUUUUAUGUUUAAAAAAUUUCUUAUCCGUCCGAAAAGAGUAAAAAGACAAAAGCACUUAUCUUACUUUCCAAUAUCUUAUUAAAGUAUUGUUUCAAAAG
Messenger RNA from Xenia sp. Carnegie-2017, 2684 nucleotides. RefSeq lists its product as uncharacterized. NCBI's taxonomy places the organism in Eukaryota, Metazoa, Cnidaria, Anthozoa, Malacalcyonacea, Xeniidae. The record is from RefSeq and is a predicted model, not a curated record. Gene Ontology annotation, molecular function: DNA-binding transcription factor activity; zinc ion binding.